Messenger RNA from Lates calcarifer (barramundi perch), 4966 nucleotides. RefSeq names its product GNAS complex locus (gene gnas). The transcript is spliced from 12 exons. Gene Ontology annotation, cellular component: heterotrimeric G-protein complex. Gene Ontology annotation, biological process: sensory perception of chemical stimulus; adenylate cyclase-activating dopamine receptor signaling pathway. The record is from RefSeq and is a predicted model, not a curated record. Gene Ontology annotation, molecular function: corticotropin-releasing hormone receptor 1 binding; D1 dopamine receptor binding; beta-2 adrenergic receptor binding. Bases 1627 to 2766 code for a protein of 379 amino acids. NCBI's taxonomy places the organism in Eukaryota, Metazoa, Chordata, Actinopteri, Centropomidae.
UCCCAGGGUUCAAUGAGCGCUGUGUGGCCCCACCCCGUCUCUCUUCAGCGCUGUCUAUCUCCUCAGUGUAAGCUACUAUUCUCGGAGAGAGAGAAAGCGAGAGAGAGAGAGAAAGGGAGAAAAUAAUAACCUCCAAGAAUUGGUUAUUCCUGUCUUUCACCUUCCACGACCAGCGGCCAGGAGGGGAGCGGCCUUCGCGGUGGGAAUGUGCUGCUACAACAACCCCGUGUCCUAUUUUUUGUGAAUGUAAAUGCACAUGUAGUCUCAAGCCUGUAGCCUAUUUACCCACCUCGGAUUCAAGAGGAAUAUAUAUCUGUAUCUAUAUCUGUAUGUUUGCAUGAGAGCGUGUAUGUGUGUACACACACAUAGGCCGUAUGUAGGCUAUAAAAACUGAGCCUGACAGCGGGGGUUGCUUUUUCACCUGCAAGAAACGUGGAUACAUUUCGAGGGAUUUUCACAUCUUGGUCACGUUUUCUUUUCCUUCCCCCCCCUCCCCCUUUUUUAUGAUUUUUUUUUUUCUUGAAGGGGAAUCAUCGGAGUCGAGCCGGGAAUUUAAAAAAAGGUCUAUCGGUGCGCAGUUUUUGGAGGCUCAGUGGUGAUGUGAGGAGCUGAUAACACAUUUCAGCAACAAAAGAGAGGGGCAGAGAGAGAGAGAGAGAGCGAGAGAGAGAAGGCCUUUUGGAGGAGAAAACACAGCAAGGAACAGCCAUCACAAAUAAGGAGGACAAAUCGGGGGAUAUUGGAUCGUUUCGGAGUUGGAGGUGGUGGGGGAUCCAGUCGAAAAGACGACCGCAGUGAGUUUGGAGCUGUUUAGGGCUGAUUUGAUGCAGAGAAUGAAAAGGAGCCGGAUGGCGACGGAAGCAGUGAGAAUAUCACACAUGUAGCUCGUUUGGGUGUAAAUAUUAUUUCCCUUCCUCCUGUCCUGCAGGCCCCCCCGACGAAGACAGCCGUCGGGGAGACAGAGAAAUAGAUAGAGAGCAUAAGUAUAUAGCUAUGGAAGUGUUUGUCGUGAAAGGAGACGUGGAAACGAGCCGCGCCACAGCACGGGCGAGCUUUUCGGACACGCCGAGUUCGGCUUCUUGUCACGGGCAACAGUGAGACGCAAGACCCGGGCUUUUGGAGAUGCAAAUUAGGCUGUUUAUUCUGCCUCCGUUUGAGGUGAAACUCCGAUUUUUGGUGUCUUAACAGACAUUGUGGAUUGCAGUUGUUAUCGUUACACGGUCGACGGGGGGAGAGAGUGGGGCAAACUUAACAAAAACUAUACUGCAUGUGAAGGAAGAAAAAGCCCGAGCAGGAUCCAGCAAACUGAGAAGGCGGCCUCGGUGUCGUCAGCAACAGUAUCCUGCCCUUUCUCUGACAGCAAAAUACGCGUUAUGGACACAUAAUUUCUACAGUGCUGCACCACGGACCGUAUUUUGGAGCAGGCCAGGGACGUUAAACGGUGUAAAUGUGGGUGACAUUGCUGCCAAAUCCACGGGUCAAACGAGGGAUCUAGACUAGUUUAGUUUAUUUAUUUAUUUUUCUUUCUACAUACCCCCCCCUCCCCACCUCCACUUCUUCUUGUUCUUCCUCCACCUCCUCCUCCUCCUCCCCUGGACCCCCUUUUUUCUUUUUUCUUGCGGGAAGAUGGGUUGUUUGGGCAACAGUAAGACCGAAGACCAGAGAAAUGAGGAGAAGGCACAAAGAGAAGCAAACAAAAAGAUAGAGAAGCAGCUCCAAAAAGACAAACAGAUAUACAGAGCAACACACAGACUACUACUUUUAGGAGCUGGAGAGUCAGGAAAGAGCACCAUAGUGAAACAGAUGAGGAUCCUUCAUGUCAACGGCUUCAAUGCAGAAGAGAAGAAGCAGAAAAUUCAGGACAUCAAGAAUAAUAUUAAAGAGGCUAUUGAGACCAUAGUAACAGCUAUGAGCAACCUGACACCACCAGUGCAGCUGGCGUGCCCAGAGAACCAGUACCGGAUCGAAUACAUCCUCAACCUUGUCAGCCAGAAGGACUUUGAGUUUCCAUCUGAGUUUUACGACCAUGCGAAGACACUGUGGCAGGACGAGGGGGUCAGGGCGUGCUAUGAGAGAUCCAAUGAGUACCAGCUAAUCGACUGUGCACAAUACUUUCUAGACAAGAUUGACAUUGUGAAACAGAGUGACUACACUCCAACAGAUCAGGAUUUGCUGCGGUGCAGAGUACUGACUUCAGGGAUCUUUGAGACAAGAUUCCAAGUGGACAAAGUUAAUUUCCAUAUGUUUGACGUUGGGGGUCAAAGAGAUGAACGCAGGAAAUGGAUUCAGUGCUUUAACGAUGUAACGGCCAUCAUCUUCGUGGUGGCCAGUAGCAGUUACAACAUGGUGAUAAGAGAGGACAAUCAGACAAACCGAUUACAGGAGGCGCUCAAUCUCUUCAAGAACAUCUGGAAUAACAGGUGGCUGCGGACCAUUUCUGUCAUCUUGUUCCUAAAUAAACAGGACCUGUUAGCGGAGAAGGUGCUGGCAGGGAAGUCCAAAAUCGAGGAAUAUUUUCCUGAAUUUGCUCGCUACACCACCCCUGAUGAUGCAACACCAGAGCCUGGAGAAGAUCCACGUGUUACAAGGGCAAAGUACUUCAUAAGAGAUGAAUUCCUGAGGAUCAGCACAGCGAGUGGGGACGGGAGGCACUACUGUUACCCACACUUCACCUGCGCCGUCGACACAGAAAACAUCCGCCGUGUCUUCAACGACUGUCGAGACAUCAUCCAGCGGAUGCACCUGCGGCAGUACGAGCUUUUGUGAUGGGAGAGGAAAGGGGUUCGGCCAAAAAACACGGAAACAGAUCAGACUAUGAGAAACCCUGAGUCUUUGAACUCCCCUCUUCCACAGAAGUGUGUGAGCUCUUGUGAAGGAACGGGGGCCAAAAUACACACACAUACACACACUCACACACACAUAAACACAAACACACACUUACAGUAAACACACCCUGAACCCAGAACUUCCCCAGAUGCAAACUCCCUACCUGCAGUAGACAGAGCUAUUUUGAUGGAAGGGGUUUGAGGGGCUAACAUAUAAACAAACUCUGAUCUCCACCUUCAGCCAUACUCCCAGCUCCUCACCUCUCAACAUCAUGUAUCAUCCCUGUUACGUCACCUUUCCGAAAACCCUGACUAGCCCAGUCUGGACUGUAUUUCCUGCACUGAUGAGGGUUUGAACUGCAGUUGAGAUUGUAAGAUUUCCCUCUUGUUCAGGUUGGGAUGAAAAUUGAGAGAGCUACUACUUCAGUGCAACUGGGAAAGAGAUAACUGUUGAAUUACUGCAAAUAGAGAAUACACAUCACCACAGAUCAGCUGAACACUGUAUGUAACAAAAAAAAAAAAAAACACAAGCACUGUGCUCAGGACUUGACUCAAACCGUGUACACCAAUCCUUCCCAUCACCUACACACAUCCAUAAAUCCAACCACAGGAUCUGCUUGCACACAGAAACGUAUCACAUCUGCUUUUUAUUGGACUGCACAACCGCGGUGGACCUGGAAAUGUACCCAUCUGCCGACGAGUGGUGGGCUCAUCAGCAUGGCUGGCGUUUUCCCUCUGGCGCAGUGCUUUGAGAUUAAACAGACUGAGUGACCCACUGCGCAGCCAAGCCCCCCCCCCAAGGAGCAGUUGUGAUCAGUCAGGCUGCAGGGGGCGCGAGGGUUGACAAAAACAGAACAGAGCCGACUCCAAUGUGAAUUUCUCUGAUGGAGUCUGGACACGUUUGACAGGAACGAUGACGGUCCCUUGACUUCUCCACAGAAUUGUUUUGCCACCUGACUCUGCCUUGUCAGUGGUGGAGUGAAACUUGAGGCGGAUAUAUUGAGUUUAAAACAAAAAAAGAAACAAAAAGAUUGCCAUCUUUUAUGGAACUUAACAAACGGAGGGCAAAAAGCAUCCUUCUACAGUACAGUACCAUAUAAGUUAAAGAGAACUCAUCUUGUCAUGAUUGACCCUGUUUUACUGUCUCCACAGCUGUUUUUGUCUGUGUAGACUUUUGUGCCAUUGUGCCCUGUGCGCUCUCUUUCUUUAUCUUUAUGCUUUCUGUCUCUGUCAUUCUCUCAUUUUCUGACCCCAUGCUCUUUCUCCUCUGAGGAUUUUACUAUUUCUCUGUGUUCACAUAUCCCCCUCCCACUCUCUCUCUCUCUCUCUCUCUCUUCAAACCCCCCAACCACCUUCCCAUCUGCACUUUCACUUCUCUGGCAGUGCUCUUUUUGUUUUAAGAGAAAAUAAAAAUAUAAUAAUCCUGGAAUAUAAAUAACAAGAAGACGACGACAACAAACGGGACACUAAUGUUUUUGUUUUUGUUUUUUUACUCAUAUGGUCAAACGACCUGCCCGCACCUCCCUGCCAUUCCUCCCUCUGUCAUUCCUCCAUCUUUUCCUCCUUCCUCCCUGACCUCUUGCUCCUUUGUAUGUCUGUCUUUACUUUACUGCUGAACUAUUAUUCUUGUACAGACUGUAAAAUGUAUUAUUUUGUACAACUUUAUUGAAAAAAAUAACUUUUAGAAGAUCCCUGUGCCUUGAUCACGACUGUACGUGUGUAAUGAGCUAAAGUGGGUGUCAUACUGCGCUGUAUAGCUUGGCCAAUCCCCUCCUAACUCCCUGCCUCCCUCAGCCACUUCCUUCUCUCUCUUUCUUUACCCCCACCCUCCAUCUGUCUCUCUCUAUCUCUCUUUCUCUCUCUUCUCUCUCUCUCUCUCUCUCCUCUGUCCUCUCUCGCUCUCUCUUCUUGGGGACGGAGGACAACCAUUCGUAGCUUUUGUAGUUUUAUUUCUCUGCCCUUAUCCUCCCAUUCUCUUUAUGAUUUAAAUGUCUAUUUUUGGAUCCAUAUACCCCAAAAAGAUAAAUAUAUGAAAUGUAUAUGGGUUUUAAAAAAAGUAUUUUAUUAGAAUCAAAUGAACCUUGACAAAUUGUACACUUGAUAGUGUGCGUAUUGCUAUAACUUAAAUCCUUUCAACUGAA